UGGACGGACAUCACCGCAAGCGAGAAAGCGUGAAGCCAACGUUCGAUAUCUACUCUGCAUACCAAGGCCCAUCCAUUCAUUUGUCUUCCUUCCGGAAUCCGGGCUCGGGCUGAUCACAAUGAAGGGCAUGCAAGGCACGGAACAUUCAACAACCCCGCGAUCGUGGCCUUCGGUAUAUCGAUACACCGGGCGGAAGUGGGGGAUAUAUAGUAAACCUCCGGGCAUACGCACAUACACAAGAGGCAUCGAGCGAGCGAGAAUCUUUCCCAUAAUCCGUAUCCACUCAUCAAUCACUCACGAACCGCACGAAAACUUCAAAGCCCGCCAUGUCAUCCUCCCUCGUCAUCCCCACCAUCGCCACAGCGGCCACGCCGCUGCUUCACUCGCCGGACUUCUGGCUGCCGGAGUCGCCCUUGCACGAUCCCACAACGGGGCUGACGCACUUCACGGACAUCCCGUCGAAGCGGAUCUACACGUUCUCGCACUUUGACAGCGCGAGCCUUUCCUCGAUCAGCGUCUCCGACUACGUCGGCGCUUUAUUCCUCUCCACGGACCCAUCCUACUUCCUUGCGGCAGCCUCACGGGGGAUCGCGCGCGUGCACAAGGAUACCGGCGCGCUGACGUACCUGAACACGUACUACGCGGACGACGAAGAGAAGGCGGGGCGGAUGCGGGCGAACGACGCUGGCGUCGACAGCCACGGCCGGAUUUGGGUCGGUGUCAUGACCAGCUUUGGGCUGGGGCCGCCGAAGGAGGAGGGCGCGGUUUUCGUUAGCGAUACGGAUGGGACGCUAAGGAAGGUUAAAGAACCCGUGGCCGUGCCGAAUGGCAUUGUUUUCGCCCCGGAUAACAAGACCGCCUAUAUCACCGAUACGAGGAAUGGGGUGAUUUAUAAAUAUCCCUUCAAUGCGGAAAAGGGAGAGCUGGGCGAGGAGGAAGUGUUUGUCAAGUUCGCGGCGGAGACGCAUGGGCCUGGAAGUCCCGAUGGUGUGGCUGUCAGUGCGGACGGCGACCUCUGGGUCGCGAUGUUCAAUGGCUCGUGUGUGCUGAGGCUCGAUGGAAAGACUGCGCAGGUCAAGGGGAAGAUCGUCGUCGAGGGCAGCAAGCAGGUCGCUUGCCCGAGGUUUGUUGGACGCUCGCUGGUCAUCGCCACUGGCGCCCUGGUCCAUAUGGAUCCUACCAUCAGGGAGGAGUGUCCGUACGCUGGUGAUGUGUUUGUCGUCGAGGAUGUUGGUAUUGAGGGGGCCGAGAUUUAUGUUCCGCGGUUGGCGGAGGGACUGUAGAGUGUAGUUGGUGCAUGGGGAUAGUUAUAUCUAGUCUUAGCUCGUAAGCUACAUGUAUGUAUAGAAAUCAAAAGAAAU
Molecule: messenger RNA, 1361 nt
Organism: Tricharina praecox
Lineage: Eukaryota; Fungi; Ascomycota; Pezizomycetes; Pezizales; Pyronemataceae
Product: SMP-30/Gluconolaconase/LRE-like region-domain-containing protein
Exons: 2
Coding region: 327-1283 (318 amino acids)
Biological process (GO): L-ascorbic acid biosynthetic process
Molecular function (GO): gluconolactonase activity; calcium ion binding
Source: RefSeq, a predicted model, not a curated record